Molecule: messenger RNA, 429 nt
Organism: Macrobrachium nipponense
Lineage: Eukaryota; Metazoa; Arthropoda; Malacostraca; Decapoda; Palaemonidae
Exons: 3
Coding region: 1-402 (133 amino acids)
Biological process (GO): protein deubiquitination
Molecular function (GO): cysteine-type deubiquitinase activity
Source: RefSeq, a predicted model, not a curated record
AUGCCUGUCGAAAAAACAAAAAAGCUGGAGUUGAUGUCCAAGACAUCAUUUACUAAACAACUCACCAUUGGAAAGCUUCCUAGUUGUUUAUGCUUCCACAUCAAGAGAACCGUCUGGAUGGAGAAUGGAUCAGCUGUGAAGAGGCAAGAUCAUGUUAUCUUCCCAGAAUUUCUGACUAUGGAUCCUUACACAUAUGUAACAUCUGUAAGCAGUCAGGGACUUUGCAGCGUUCUGUUAGGAGGUAGAGAGGCCAAUGUAAUUCUCAAGAAUUCUCUAGACUGUACGGGGACCAUACCUCAACCAUCCUCUGUUAUUAGUCAUAAUGCUACCUCUACUGAAGUUGAGGCCAGGUUAGUUUUAGUUUUGUAUAUCAUUGUUAGUUUUGUAAAAGAAAACUAUUGAAAUGGCUUUGUCUAACUGCUCUCAGAU